Molecule: messenger RNA, 508 nt
Organism: Acromyrmex echinatior (Panamanian leafcutter ant)
Lineage: Eukaryota; Metazoa; Arthropoda; Insecta; Hymenoptera; Formicidae
Product: NPC intracellular cholesterol transporter 2 homolog a
Biological process (GO): intracellular cholesterol transport
Molecular function (GO): sterol binding
Source: RefSeq, a predicted model, not a curated record
UAUCUGCGUGGAAUCCAUACAAGCAACAGCAACAUGAUCCGAGUGACGAUUGUCGUAUUCACGCUUUUCUACGCGUCAUAUUGUUUCGCGCCCUGUUUUGCCUUUAACUUUAACAGUUGCGGCUCAACAUUAGGUACAUUCACGAAAGUGGUAAUCUCCGAAUGUAAUACGUCCGAUGAAAGAUGUAUUUUUAUGCGCGGUACUAAUGCAUCUAUGUCUAUCAACUUUACACCUAACGAAGAUAUCUCGAAAAUCAUUGCACGAGUUUACGGUGAAAUAAGUUUCUUGCCGAUACCUUUUCCAUUAAGCCAGCCUGAUGUAUGCAAGGAUCCUAAUGCUGGGAUCAAAUGUCCUUUACAUAAGGAUCAAGAAUAUCAUUAUACGACCACGAUGUUUCUGCAGAAGAGUUUCCCUUCGGUAAAUGUCAAUAUUAAGUGGGAGUUUGUGAAUGAGAACAGUGAAAAAAUAGUAUGCAUAGAAUUUCCAGCCAAAAUUAAGUGAUUCAAAA